Messenger RNA from Scutellospora calospora, 1446 nucleotides. Lineage: Eukaryota; Fungi; Glomeromycota; Glomeromycetes; Diversisporales; Gigasporaceae. The record is from the annotation of a GenBank genome assembly.
AUGUCUGGUCUUAUUAUACCUAAAUUAUUUGUUUAUCCUACCACCGGUUCGAAUGUUGUUCCGGCAAAAAAAAACGCAUUGAUCCCUUAUAUCCCUCCCGAAAUUAUUUGUAUUAUUCUUAAUUUAUUAAGGGAUGAUAAGAAAACUCUUGCAUCUUGUGCUUUAGUUAAUCAUACUUUUAACCUUCACGCUAUUCCUAUUCUAUAUCAUACCGUAGCGUUUACUUUUCCUCAUACGUUUACACUUUUCGCUAAUGUAACGAAUGAUAUUAAAAAUCGUUGUUCUCAAAUGGUUCACCAUUUGGAUCUUUCGAGUUUUUCUACUUGUGGUCUGCAAAAAAGUUCUUCUGAAACUCAAAAAGUUGUCACUCCAGAACUUUUAAUUCAUAUUUUAAGAUCAUUUCCUGGAUUAAAAGCUUUUUCGAUAUCAGAAUCUUUGGAAUCUGUAAUUACCCUUGAUGUUUUAAAAGUUUUAUUUUUAGAAUGUAAAAGCAUCAAAACUGUCGAUUUUUGUGGAUGUGCCAGCAAACAAUUUAGUAACGCUCUAGAAGAAUUCUCUCUUCUAAUUGGUCGCGUUAGGAUCGAACAAUAUUUCAAUGAUAACGGUGAUGAGUCAACUAUAUCUUUUCGAAUGAAUCACGAACCUUUAUUAUCUCAUUUACAAAGACUUUCAUUCCAUGAGUGUCCAGUAAUUUCUGAAUACUCAACCAUUAUACCUCUUCUCGCUCAUGCACCAAAUCUUACACAUCUUGAUUUAGGUGGUUGUUCUAUCAGCGAUUUAACAUUAAACUUCUUAUCUGGAACAGAUGCUCCAUCUAGAUUAUCACAUUUAUUAUUAGCUAAAUGUAAAAACAUUUCAUCAGAUGCUAUUGCAUCUUUUACAACUAAAUGCUCAAAAUUAGAAACUCUUAAUCUUUAUGGUGACAGAACUUCUAUUAAAGAAUUUGAUUUAAUAACCAUACUUCGUUCUCCCAACUCAAAAAAUUUCCAGAUAUUAGAUAUUGGAUCUUCACAAAUAACACCGUUAAUUUUAACAACAAUUAAAGAAAAUUGCAAAUCAUUACAAAAUCUUGGAAUUUCAAAAGCACCAAUAACCAACAUAAAUCUUAUUAAAGAUCUUUUAAAAGCUUUGCCAAAUUUAAAAUAUAUUGAUCUUACUUCAAUACCAUGUUUUAAUAUUUUAAACACGAACAGUCUAUUUACUAGCAUAAAAAAGGAUAAUCAUCCUAUUCAUACAAUUGAGAUGUCUGAGUCAUUACUUAAAAAGCUUCACGUUGUUGAUGGAUGGAAAAUUGACAUAACUAAUGGUAGAAGAUGGUAUUACUCUCGUGAAAUUAAGGGGGGAGCAAUCAGACCUAACCGAGUACAUGGAAGAAAAUUAGAUAUAACUGAAUAUGGUGCUGAAUAUAUGAGCAAGAUUUUUCAAUAUUAUAGCUUUGAUGCAUAA